CAUAGCAAGAAGCUGUCAGUUGUGCGCCUCUGACCAGGUCACGGUACAAUGCAACACGCUCAGGACCCUAAGCCGACCAUAGAAAUGAGUACGUCCCAUCCCAGCGAACGUCCGAAUGUCUCAUGUUCCGACGAAUGCGAUGACUGAGCAUUACCGAUUACUAACGUCGUCUUUUCCACCGUACAUAGGUCUCAGAGAACACCUCCUUGCUGCCGGGGCUGGCCAGCCCACAGCUCCAGUCACACCAGUACACCAAGGUCACGGCAUUGGUGUCGGUCACCAAGAUCAUCAUAUCGACCCCGCCAUUUCGGGAUCGGCAGGGUACGGCAUGAGUCCAGAUGACGAUGGACACCUGAGUAGUGAAGGUCGAAAAGGCAGGCGAGAGCUGUCAACAUCCAAGCGUGCUGCGCAAAAUAGGGCCGCUCAGCGCGCUUUCCGUCAACGCAAAGAGGAGUACAUCAAGUCAUUGAAAGACCAAGUAAAGGAGUACGAGACACUCGCGGAAACAUACAAAGCUGUGCAACAGGAGAACUAUCAGCUACGAGACUACAUCAUCAGUCUCCAGUCCAAGCUACUCGAAUCCCAAGGCACCGUACCCCCACCGCCAGAUAACGUCGAUCUCUCCCGGCCAAACGCUGCACUGGAAUCAAUCCAGCACUCCGCGCCUUCCGAACCCUCGGCGCCUCCACCAUCCACUGCGCCCACCGCUACCAUGACACCCGUGGCCAUCAACCAGCUGCAGCAAGCAGCCGCGCAGGCAUCCGCUCACGACGUGAACAACAACGGUACGCCAUACGACUUUUCUAGUAGUUCUUUGUUCCGGCUCGCACAAGGCAUGACACCCGCAUGAGUAGCGUCGAAUAUCUAUAUAUAUCACACACUUGACAGCGCCUUCACCUUUUUUGCCCUACGCAAACUACCAGUCAGCCCUUCACACAGCAUCUCUACGCAUAAAUCAGCUUUGACUCAAAAAAAGCGCCCAUCGCUAACGGCCUCCUCGUAGAUUCGAAGCCUCAUCAUUACGGGGAUGCAUGAAAAAAAUAAACACACACACAAAAAUGUAAUAUGAAUCCUCGUCCCCAAAGUUGAGUUCAAAG
Pseudovirgaria hyperparasitica is the source of this 1097-nucleotide messenger RNA. RefSeq lists its product as uncharacterized. The record is from RefSeq and is a predicted model, not a curated record. The transcript is spliced from 3 exons. Gene Ontology annotation, cellular component: RNA polymerase II transcription regulator complex. Gene Ontology annotation, molecular function: transcription cis-regulatory region binding; DNA-binding transcription activator activity, RNA polymerase II-specific. Bases 116 to 850 code for a protein of 244 amino acids. Lineage: Eukaryota; Fungi; Ascomycota; Dothideomycetes; Acrospermales; Acrospermaceae.